AUGUCUAUUGAUUCCAAGAGCGUCGCUGUUAUCGGAGCUGGUCCUUCGGGUGCCAUUGCGGUAGAUGCCCUGGCACAGGAGAAGGCAUUUCACACUAUCCGUGUCUUUGAGCGCCAGGAAAAAGCGGGUGGUUGUUGGGUCUCAAGACAUGAACCACCACCACAAGUGGUUGAUUUCGAAGGACUAGCUGCGCGUACAGCUGAUGCGCCGUUGGAUAUUCCCAGCAGCUUACCUUGUCGAACACCGGCAAGCUCUCAGGACCGUUUCACAGACUCGCCUGUUUACCCUGGACUUGAGACGAAUGUGGAUGCAGGCGUCAUGUCGUAUUCCCAGGAGCCCAUUCCAACCGUUCGAUCGCAGUGGUCUAUUGAUCGUCACGGCCCUGAGACUCCGUUCCGACAUCAUUCGGUGAUUAGGGGGUAUGUCGAGGAUUUGUUUACUACAAAGGGCCACCAUGGCUUGGUUCAAUACAACACCACCGUCGAGCAAGCGGUUAAGGAGCCCAGUACCCAGAAAUGGAUCCUUACUAUUCGCCGCAGGGAAUUAAACGAUGGCACUCCAUCCGAUUAUUGGUGGACGGAGCAGUUUGAUGCUGUCGUUGUGGCAUCUGGUCAUUAUGCUGUGCCAUAUAUUCCUGCUAUUCCGGGGUUAGAGGAAUUCUCAUCAAAAUACCCCGGCAGUGUCGAACAUACUAAGCACUACAGAGGCCCAGAGAAGUACUGGGGAAAGAAAGUCAUUACAGUCGGUGCGUCGGUAUCGGCCGCAGACACGGCCGUCAGUCUCAUCGAUACGGCGCAAUCACCCAUUCACGCUGUCGUUCGCGGUCGCUACAACGUAUUCUUUGGAGACGAUGCCUUCAAACAUCCCAAGAUCCAAAGACGGGCACCAAUUUCUCAAAUCAAUGCUGAAAGCCGCACUGUAUACUUCGAAGACGGUUCCUCCGAGUCCAAUGUGGACAAUAUACUCUUCGGUACCGGAUUCACAUGGACGCUUCCCUUCCUACCACACGUUCCUACGCGGAAUAAUCGAGUGCCUGAUCUUUACCAGCACGUCUUUUACCGCCACGAUCCAAGCCUGGUGUUCGUCGGAGCGGUCGGUGCAGGAUUAACGUUUAAAGUUUUCGAAUGGCAAGCUGUCGCUGCGGCUCGCGUCCUCGCCGGCAAGGCCACGCUACCCCCAGUAUCCGAGCAGGAGAAAUGGGAGAUGGAGCGCAUUGCGCUGAAAGGCGAUGGGCCCGCUUUUGCGGUGGUCAAUCCGGAUUUCAAGGACUAUUUUGAGAAUUUGCGACUUCUUGCAGGAGAGCCUGGUGAGGGUUUGCCUGGGCGGCGUUUACCGGUAUUUGAUCAACGGUGGAAAGAUGAUUUUGACUCUGGGCAUGAACGGCGUAAGGAGAUGUGGCGACGGGCCAAUCGGGCGGCUGCUGGGGUUCUAUAG
Messenger RNA from Penicillium waksmanii, 1434 nucleotides. RefSeq lists its product as uncharacterized. Lineage: Eukaryota; Fungi; Ascomycota; Eurotiomycetes; Eurotiales; Aspergillaceae. The transcript has 4 exons. The record is from RefSeq and is a predicted model, not a curated record. The coding region runs from base 1 to 1434 and encodes 477 amino acids. Gene Ontology annotation, molecular function: N,N-dimethylaniline monooxygenase activity; flavin adenine dinucleotide binding; NADP binding.